GGCGACUCUGUGGGGAGGCCUCCUUCGGCUUGGCUCCUUGCUCAGCCUGUCCUGCCUGGCGCUGUCCGUGCUGCUGCUGGUGCAGAUGUCAGACGCCGCCAAGACACAGAAACAGCAGCAAGUCUCCUGAGUUUCAAAACAUUGCUGGCACCCUCUGCAUAUCUCUUGUCAUCACUUUAGAAUUCCGGGGAUGUUCGGUGUAAAUGUAUUUGUCCUCCCUAUAAAGAUAUUCCUGGGCAUAUUUAUAAUAGGAACAUAUCCCAAAAAGAUUGACUCUUAAAUCUUACCAAGUUGCUGAUCUCAAGAGAGGAAAUCGUUUCACUUCCCUUAUUAUUUGUUUCUUAUAUUCUUUCCUUGGCGAUUGCCUUCAUGUUGUGGAGCUCAUGUCUGUGCGGGAGCCUGACACAGAAGCAUACUGUCUGCGCUGUGAAUGCAAAUAUGAGGAAAGAAGCUCUGUGACGAUCAAGGUUACCAUUAUAAUUUAUCUAUCCAUUUUGGGCCUUCUACUUCUGUACAUGGUGUACCUUACUCUGGUUGAGCCCAUACUGAAGAGACGCCUAUUUGGACACUCACAGUUAAUACAGAGUGAUGACGAUGUUGGGGAUCACCAGCCUUUUGCAAAUGCCCAUGAUGUGCUGGCCCGCUCCCGCAGUCGAGCCAAUGUGCUGAAUAAGGUAGAGUAUGCCCAGCAGCGCUGGAAGCUUCAAGUUCAAGAGCAGCGAAAAUCCGUCUUUGACCGUCAUGUUGUCCUCAGCUAAUUGAGAAUCAAAUUCAAGGUAACUAGAAAGCAACAAGGCAGACAACUGGAAACAACUGACUGAGUUUUCCUGGGUUUUGUUUUACUACCCUGUUGAUUUCACCAACUCUUGCUGGAAAAUUCAAAACCUGAAAGAAAAACGUGCUUGGUAUUUUUUUUUCUUGUUAACAUAUUAAAAGAGACAUUUUUUAAAGCACACACCAAGUUAGACAAAAAACCUUUUCCUAUUUGUGACUUUUACAAAUAAAAAUACAUCUGCCUAUAAAUUACCUUGAAGUCCUUCGCCGGGAAUAAGCAUUCUCUUUGUCACCACACAGUUUUAACUUGGUUUUCAAGAUAUUUUUCAGGUUUUUGUUUUUUUUUGCAGGGGAGGGAAGGGAUGCCUGGGAACUGCUUAACAUAACUUUUCUCAAGUCACUUUACUGAAAAAACUUUUGUAAAUAGACGUUACCUUGUAUUUUCAAGUUUCACUUACGUUUUGCAGUGUGGCCAGCUUCAUCAAAGCCCUGAUUCAUCCCUUUUGAAUUUUUCACUGAUUGUAUUAUCUGGUCAGUGUAUGGCAGCACGUCAUGGUAAACGAGAUCUGAAAUGCCUGGUGGCUCUUCACAAGGUGCAGAUUUUCUUUAAGUCCUGUGAUGUCUGAUGUGGUGCAUCCUAGAACAGACUGGCCACAUGCUCGUUUACUCUAAUGACUAGACAGAGUCUUGGCAUGUGUGGUCUUUCUCAUCCCCUAACAUCUUUAAGGAUGAAUCCUAAGGACUUGGAUAUUUGCAAUAAAGAAAUUUUCUUUUAAACCAAGCCUUGCUGGAUUGAUGACAUAUACAUAUUUGUCAGCAUUUCUGGUCAGGUUGAGAGGCAGCUGUUUGAACUGUGGUAUGUGCACUUUGAAUGAGUACUGGAGUUCUAUGUGCCUCCCUCUGAAAGGUAUAACAGUCAUUGGAUAACGCUUUUUUCUUCCUAUGUCCUCUUUGGAAUGGAACAAUAAAAAUAAUUUUGAAACACCUAA
Messenger RNA from Molossus molossus (Pallas's mastiff bat), 1763 nucleotides. RefSeq names its product TMEM9 domain family member B (gene TMEM9B). The transcript is spliced from 7 exons. Gene Ontology annotation, biological process: positive regulation of canonical NF-kappaB signal transduction. Gene Ontology annotation, cellular component: lysosomal membrane. Lineage: Eukaryota; Metazoa; Chordata; Mammalia; Chiroptera; Molossidae. The coding region runs from base 384 to 758 and encodes 124 amino acids. The record is from RefSeq and is a predicted model, not a curated record.